UUUUGUAGGCGGAACUCUCUCGGCUGUUCCUUACACCUUGAGGGAAAGUGGCUGGAGUACUGUUGUGUGUGCGUGUGUUUGUGUGUGUGUCUGCAAGAUGCACACACACAGUCUAACUGGAGAGUGAAAUGAUCAGCAUACACAACUUGGGAUUGCAAAGUGUUUGGUAGAAAGCUAAACCCUGAAUCUACAAGCAGUUUCUUCGCCUGGGAAAAAAAAAUCAAGGGAUUUUUCAGCGUCGCUGUAAACAUUUACAGUACUAAGUUUAUUUUCCAAAUAUUCCUGGAGUGAGCUACUGCAAGGACAGAAGAAACAGAGAGCAGUGUUUGUGUGUGUUCUCUCUCUCUGCUUCUCCCACAACUCGACUCGCCUCUGCCGGGAGAGGAGAGCAGUGGUUUGGGGAUGGUUCGGUCCCGGUCACCCGGCCUGACGGCUCUCCGCUUACUUCUCUGUACCCUCGGCCUCUGUCACGCAGUGCAAGGUGCCAACUGACAGCCUUCAUGUCUCUGAGUUGGUGACUCUGUGUUCAAAUACCAGAGGCAUGGACAACUGAGAUUAUUGAGAAGGACUGACUAUGGCGAUGUGCUUCCUGAUUCUUUUCCGUCAUCAGCCGCUGAGCCUCUGCCAAGAUUUCUGGUGGAGCCCGAUGAUGCCUACAUCGUGAAGAACAAGCCGGUGAUGAUGACGUGCACAGCCACCCCAGCGACACAGAUCUACUUCAAAUGCAACGGCGACUGGGUGCAUCAGAAGGAUCACAUGACUGAGGAGAACAUGGAUGAGGUCACAGGUUUGGUGGUUCGGGAGGUUCACAUUGAGGUGUCCCGUCAGCAAGUGGAAGAACUAUUUGGUCUGGAGGACUUCUGGUGCCAGUGUGUUGCCUGGAGCGCCUCAGGCACAACCAAGAGCAGAAGAGCUUAUGUCCGCAUUGCUUAUCUGAGGAAGAACUUUGAGCAAGAGCCACUGGGAACAGAUGUGGCCCUGGAAAAUGAGGUUCUUCUUCAAUGCCGCCCGCCAGAAGGGGUUCCACUGGCAGAGGUGGAAUGGCUGAAGAAUGAUGAUGUCAUCAGUCCAAUUGAAGACACCAACUUCCUCAUCACCGUUGACCACAACCUGAUCAUCAAACAAGCUCGCCUCUCCGACACGGCAAACUACACAUGUGUAGCCAAAAACAUUGUUGCCAAGCGCCGCAGUACCACAGCCACCGUCGUUGUGUAUGUAAAUGGAGGCUGGUCCACUUGGACAGAGUGGUCUUCGUGUAACAAUCGCUGCGGGCGAGGCUGGCAGAAACGGACAAGGUCGUGCACCAACCCGACACCACUCAACGGCGGUGCCUUCUGCGAGGGGCAAACCUUUCAAAAGAUCGCAUGCACCACCAUGUGCCCAGUCGACGGGGGCUGGACGAGCUGGAGCAAAUGGUCAGCCUGCAGUACUGAAUGUACCCACUGGAGGAGCCGUGAGUGCACGGACCCAUCACCCAAAAACGGAGGGAAGGACUGCGUCGGCCUGGUACUGGAGUCCAAAAACUGCACAGAUGGGCUCUGCGUGCAAAAUAAAAAGCUAUUAAAUGAACCAAUAAACUCUACCGCAGAUUCCACUGCUGAUGUGGCCUUGUACGCGGGUCUGGUUGUUGCCGUGUUCAUCUUCGUGGUUAUAAUGCUGGUGCUCGGCAUCAUCGUGUACAAGAGGAGCUGCCGUGACUUUGACACGGACAUCACCGACUCCUCCGCUGCACUGACCGGAGGCUUCCAGCCCGUCAACUUCAAAAAGGCCAGGCAGGACAACUCCCAGUUGCUGAGCUCAUCGAUCCAGCCAGAUCUGACGGCCAACGCCGGCUCGUACCGAGGUCCUAUGUAUACGCUGCAGGAUACAGCCGACAAGAUACCAAUGACCAACUCCCCGCUCUUGGAUGCCUUGCCCAGCUUGAAGAUCAAGGUGUACAAUUCUUCGAUGCCCUCCUCCAUGUUGGUGGGUGGAGUGGACUCAUCAGGGACCGGAGCGCCAGGGACUUACCCAGGGGGCAACAGCAGAGACAACAACGUCGUUAUGAACCUGAGGAACAAGGCAAUGAGCUCACAACAUCUGGGCACCUUGCCCAGGGAUCCAGGAUACUGUGCCAGUGGGACCUUCGGCUGUUUGGGUGGACGACUGACGGUGCCCAAUUCAGGGGUCAGUCUUCUGGUACCUCAGGGAGCGAUUCCACAGGGCAAGUUCUACGAAAUGUACUUGAUCAUCAACAAAAGAGAAAAUACACUACCCCCAUCCGAAGGCUCACAGACAGUCCUGAGUCCUAUGGUGACUUGUGGUCCAACUGGGAUGCUAUUGUGCCGUCCCGUUGUUCUCAGCAUUACCCACUGCGCAGAUGUCUCCGGACCAGACUGGACCAUUAAACUCAAGACGCAAACUCACCAAGCUGUCUGGGAGGAGGUGGUGACAUUGGAGGAAGAGAACUUAAAUACACCCUGCUACUGCCAGUUGGACUCGCAGUAUUGCCACAUCCUGCUGGAUCAACUGGGAACAUACGCACUCGUUGGGGAAUCGAACUCCAGGUCGGCCAUUAAAAGACUGCAGCUGGCCAUAUUUGCACCGAUCUCAUGCACGUCUCUGGAGUACAGCCUUAAAGUAUACUGUGUGGAGGAUACCCCUGAUGCCCUGAAGGAGGUGCUGGAGCUGGAGAAGACUCUGGGUAGUUACUUACUGGAAGAACCCAAAAGCCUGCUGUUCAAAGACAGUUACCACAACCUGCGGCUUUCCAUACACGACAUUCCCCACUCCCUCUGGAGAAGCAAGCUGCUUGCCAAGUAUCAGGAGAUUCCGUUUUACCACAUCUGGAGUGGAACUCAGAGAGCACUGCACUGCACCUUCUCACUGGAGAGGUACAGUAUGGCGUCAACUGAAUUCUCCUGCAAAAUCUGUGUCCGACAAGUAGAGGGAGAGGGACAGAUAUUCCAGGUGCAUACAGUCAUCGAGGAGAAUGCCAAAUGUGUCAGCCCCCUCCACAUGCAGGUUGGUGCCAAUGUGACCACCCAGGUAGGCCCUUACGCCUUUAAGAUUCCGUACUCUAUCAGGCAGAAGAUCUGCACUAACUUGGAUGCACCAAAUACCCGGGGCAAUGACUGGAGGCUGCUGGCACAGAAGCUGGGAGUUGACAGGUUUCUCACCUACUUUGCUACAAAAGUUAGCCCAACUGGAGUCAUCUUAGAUCUGUGGGAAGCCCAGCAUCAGGACGAUGGAGAUAUCAAUUCUCUCGCCAGUGUCCUAGAGGAGAUGGGCAAGAGCGACAUGAUGGUAGUCAUGACAUCAGAAGAAUGCUGAAGCACGAAAAAUCUUGGCAACCGUGUGAUGAAACCCUUGCAUCUAUGGCAACUUGUUGUAGAAAUCAGUUUGCUGCUCAUCUGAGCACCUGGCAAAUUAGGAAAGUAGUGUUUUUACAGAAGAGAGCAGUGCUUGUCAUGUUCAAUCUAGAUGAAGCCUCUCUCCUAUCCAAAGCUUUGGGCAGCUUGUAAAAGGUUAACAGUUUCUUAGGAAACGCAUUUAAUUUAUUAUCCAUAUCUUUGGAUGCUUUUUUGUUUGCUCCUAUAUUGAAACUUUGUAAGAACCCACAGAGUUGUUUACAUAUAUGGCAGAUGUAGACAUCACUCAAAUCUGAAUGCACAUGUUGUACAAGAGAGAUCCAGCUGAACAAUCAUAGGUGUUUAGGAGGAGGAAAAUGAUUCAUAGAUGCAGGCAGGCGGUGGUGUCACGGGACCAUCCACUUGCAAUUUAUUACCUUGUAGCAAAGGAAUAUUCAUUUCUUCAAGUUCGGAAGCAAACUUUGCCCAAAUCACUGUGGGUUUCUCCCAGUUACUUUGGCAGAACACAAAUCCACAAAUCAAAGCUAAGACAACUACAAAGUCAGUCAGUCUCUCUCUCUCUCUCUCUCUCUCUCUCUCUCUCUCUCUCUCUCUCUCUCUCUCUCUCUCUCUCUCUCUCUCUCUCUCUCUCUCUCUCUCUCUCUCUCUCUCUCUCUCUCUCUCUCUCUCUCUCUCUCUUCCCCCACCCUCCCCUCUCCCUCUCUCCCUCAUUCUCACCCGUCUCUCUUUUUCCGUCCCUCUGCCCACCUCUCUCUUUCACCCCUCCCCUCUCCCCCUCGCUCUCCCCCGUCUCUCUCUCUCUCUCUCUCUCUCUCUUGCCCCCCCCCAUUAGACAUUGUCAGUGACAAAACCCAUGAUGAAAAUAUUACCAGAUUUGUUUCACAUUGCCCUGUCUGGUUGUUUAGUGACAGUAUUUAAAUUGUGCGAGACAAUGCAGACUAGUAAGAUUUGUCAGGGUUUCUGCUAAGGUUAAUCACCAGCAUCUCUAUGCUAAAUCCCAUCACUUCUAAAUAACAGGAAACAUUUAUACAUUAACUCUUGGUGUGCCUAACCAACCAACCUCUUUUCACUCACCAUCCCAUCUCCUGUUGAGUAAAGUGGGAACAGUUCCCAGCCUGUCUUCACAGAGUCAAGGCCAUGUGUUGAAGACUGAAACAAAGCAAUAGCCAUUUGUCAAAGCAGCGUACCAUCACCAGAAAAAUGUCUCCAAUACAAAUUGUGCAAUGUACUGGCAAAGGAAAUUAAACUCAUGUAUAGCACCAGAGGAUCUCAGCACAAACCAGAAUGAAUACGGGCUCCAUGUUCUUAAAGUGUUAUCAUAUCUUGACCAUAAGAAGGUAUAGCCUUAGUAUAAUAUUUUCUAUCAAGAAUUCAGAUUUUGAUCUUAAUUUUAAUCUGAAUGUUAGCCAAGGCCUGGCAUAGAAAUAUGAAACCCUCUGUGCUUUAAUUGACACUGUCAUUUGUCUCUUCCUUUAAUAAUAAGGGAAAUUUCAGUGGGUGAUAUAAUCAUUUCUCUUGCCAACAUCUCUGCUGCAUCUCAGACCAUUUCACUGAACCAUAGAAUGCCUCAGAACCAAACCAACUUCACUGAAGAGACUUGGGGGAACCAUAAGUUUGUGAACAUGAACACAGAAAAUUGGAAGAAUCCUUCGAGCCAUUUUGAGCACCAAUGAUUGCUAUCUUGAGCUAGCAUUGGACUAAGUUAGCUAGAAGUACUUCACAUGGGAUGUAAUCUUUGUGUGAACCAUCCAAAGUACAUAACCUGAUGGUGGAAUGAUGACAAAUGCCCAAGAUAAUUCCGUUCCAGAAAUCAUCAGGCGGCAAACUCUCCAAGGUUUCUUUCCCAGUCAACCACCAAUGUAGGGCCAGUAUCCAAUGAUGUCUUACUCCAAACUUGCCUUUAAAUCAAACACUUUUGAUCAUUGUUAGGUGUCAUUGUCACAAAGACAUUCAUCAUGAACUCACAAAGACUCUCAGCAGUUGUAGCAGCGUCAUUUCUGACAUUGUUUUGAAAUGUCUUCACUUGACUGAAAGGUUCAGCUAACCAGAGAGAUAGAUUGUGAUGAAUAAGGGAGUGUGUGAUGCAUUCUUGGUGCUGUGUUGGUGUCAACUGGAUUGUGAAUUCUCCAAGGGAGUACCAUCAAAAUUAGGUGCAUUCCUUAAACUUUUGCAGAAUCUGCAUAUUGAGCUAUUUUCCCCAAGAUGUUUUAGACAAAUGCAUUUUAAGUGCAUCAUUGUGUGAUGUUUUUAAAUGAUUACUUCAGAAACUCAGUUAUUGGACAUCCAUGGUCAAUGGUUUUCCUGCUUGUUGUCUAAGCAAAUCAGAAGACCAAUUUAUCUGAAAGCAUGCUCAUGUUCUGAAGAGCUGAUGGUUUUUCUGGAUGUUACCACAAGCAAUCCAUGCAAAAAAGUCAUUGGAGUGUUUUAAAACGUUGUUGAAUUUCAUAUUUGAUUGCUCUCCCUAACAACUCAGCUUCCAAAAUUCAGUUUUAUUGACCUCAGUGGAAACAAAGUUGAAUUUAUAUCUCAAGUAUGCUAUUCUUUUAAUUUUCUCUUAAAAAUCUUUUUUUUUAAUUAAAGAAAAUAUAUCAGAGGUGGGGUGGUGGGCAAAGCUGUUUGGCAAGACAUGAUGGAAGGUCAGGUGAUAUAAAAUCCAGGAAAGGCCCAACACAAGAUGACAGCCUAAAUUUAGAAGAACCUUGGAAUGAAUUAGCCACCUCCCUACAUCCAGUGUGAGCCAAAAACCAGCAAAAUCACACACUCCUUUUUGAUGCUCUGAGUACUUGAUAUCAGUGCACUGGGGUGCUCUUUGAAAAGAAAAUUGCAAAAUGUCGCUUUCGAUGACUAUACAUAGUUUUUAUAAAAUUAUAAUGAGCCACCUGCGACAGCUCAUGCAAUCCACUUACAGAGAGAUGUAAUCACGACUUGGAUUAAUGUAAAUUCACUAUCUCUGAGGGAGGUUGGCACUAACUUUUAGAAGGCUGUGGUCAGCAAUUUUUUUCAGUAUUCAUUGAUUAAGAACAGAUAAAGGUGUUUUAACAAAGAGUUGUCCUCUUUCUUUUCUCACAUAUAAGGGGUAUCAUUAUACCAACAGGUUAGCAAAAUAGUACUUUCAUAUCUUUCAUUCACUCCAAGUGCUAUGCAAGUUUAUAGAAUUAAUUCAUUUGCAGACAUAUCGCAGUGCUUCUGUUUGUUACAUACAUCUUUCAUAUUUAUAUGUAUAGAAAUUGCUGGAAUCUAUUCCUCUGUCCCUUUUCAUGUAUUUGUUCAUUCUGUAAACUACCGAUUGUAAAUAAGUUUAGCGUUCCUAUUGUAACAAAUUAAUUUUUAUGCAAUAAAUUAUAUUUCCUAGU
Molecule: messenger RNA, 6703 nt
Organism: Hypanus sabinus (Atlantic stingray)
Lineage: Eukaryota; Metazoa; Chordata; Chondrichthyes; Myliobatiformes; Dasyatidae
Gene: unc5b
Product: unc-5 netrin receptor B
Exons: 18
Coding region: 679-3312 (877 amino acids)
Biological process (GO): netrin-activated signaling pathway; anterior/posterior axon guidance
Cellular component (GO): membrane
Molecular function (GO): netrin receptor activity; protein binding
Source: RefSeq, a predicted model, not a curated record